AACCUCUGCAAUCAUGCUAAAGUGUUUACUAAACCCAGGACCCUGCAUUCACUAUAUCUGCUCUCCCAGGACCCUGCAUUCACUAUAUCUGCUCUCCCAGGACCCUGCAUUCACUAUAUCAGGUCUCCCUGGACCCUGCAUUCACUAUAUCUGGUCUCCCUGGACCCUGCAUUCACUAUAUCUGCUCUCCCUGGACCCUGCAUUCACUAUAUCUGCUCUCCCCGGACCCUGCAUUCACUAUAUCUGCUCUCCCAGGACCCUGCAUUCACUAUAUCUGCUCUCCCAGGACCCUGCAUUCACUAUAUCUGCUCUCCCAGGACCGUGCAUUCACUAUAUCUGCUCUCCCUGGACCCUGCAUUCACUAUAUCUGCUCUCCCAGGACCCUGCAUUCACUAUAUCUGCUCUCCCCGGACCCUGCAUUCACUAUAUCUGCUCUCCCAGGACCCUGCAUUCACUAUAU
Staurois parvus is the source of this 460-nucleotide messenger RNA. The record is from the annotation of a GenBank genome assembly. NCBI's taxonomy places the organism in Eukaryota, Metazoa, Chordata, Amphibia, Anura, Ranidae.